Molecule: messenger RNA, 216 nt
Organism: Geodia barretti
Lineage: Eukaryota; Metazoa; Porifera; Demospongiae; Tetractinellida; Geodiidae
Source: the annotation of a GenBank genome assembly
AUGGUUACGGCGGGCCUGAACGACCCGCGGGUAACGUACUGGGAACCGGCCAAGUACGUGGCCAAGCUGCGGGCAGUCAAGACGGACGACAACCUGUUGCUGCUCAAGACCGACAUGGGCUCAGGGCACGGGGGCAGGUCGGGACGGACCGCCCGGUGGUACGAAAUCGCCGAAGAGUAUGCCUUCAUCCUGGCGAACCUGGGAUUGGCAGAAUAG